GAGUGGGAUAAACUCGCUAAAUGGGCGAUCACUCAUGAUGUAUGGAGUCCGAAUGUGAGAUGGCUCAUUCAAAUUCCUCGCCUUUAUGCGCUAACAUAUCGCCGAUAUUUUAGUGAUAUCUACAAGUCCAAAAACAUGGUGAAGAACUUCGACGAGCUUCUCGACAAUGUGUUCACACCACUUUUUGAGGCCACAAAUGACCCGUCGUCACAUCCAGAUCUCUAUCGAUUCCUUCAACAAGUCUCCGGUAUAGAUUCAGUCGAUGACGAAAGCAAGCACGAAUUUGUUCAUUUUGACCGAUCAACACCAAGCCCUGAGAACUAUAAGGAUGCAGAAAAUCCUCCAUAUAAUUAUUAUCUGUUCUAUAUGUACGCCAAUCUUACGGCGUUGAAUGCUUUUAGA
Molecule: messenger RNA, 402 nt
Organism: Ostertagia ostertagi
Lineage: Eukaryota; Metazoa; Nematoda; Chromadorea; Rhabditida; Trichostrongylidae
Source: the annotation of a GenBank genome assembly